GUCUUUAUACUUCAGGUUCAUCGUCUACGGUUUUCGGUGGUGCAUUUUAUCGAAGAAAAUGAAGUAGACGUGGCACAAUCAUUAUGGUUGGAGAGGAGUAAUGGGGUUCUGAAUUGCUAUUGGCCUCAGAAUAAUGCCAGCGUUCUGGCAAGACGCUGUGCUCUGCCAGAUAAAGCACAGUGGAAAAAGUACCAAGUCAGAGUGUUCUCUACAACAGACAGCUACAGCCUGGCCAGGGAGAGGGCAAGAAAGGGGCAAGACACCUCUCAGGUGGAAACAGAGGGAGUUGCUAGAAAAAUCAAUGUUCCUGCCAGAUACCAGGAGCCUGAUAGUGAUGAUGAGGAUGAAGUCAUUCCGAAAAAGAAAGCAGUCAAACCUGGAGUGUUGCCAAGAGGGCCUGCGUUCCACCACACCUGUCAGGGCAGAUGACGAAUUGGAAGUUACUCCAUGUGAAUCCUCACAUACCUCACAUACCUCACGAUCUGUUGAGGCCUUUCAAGAGAUUUUCGGUUUCCUGGAGGGUGUUGAGAGGAGAAUCGGGAUCAAAAUAGAAAGGAUGCAGGAGGAGUUCAGGAAUACCAUUGGCCGUGUCAUGGAGGCUGUGGAGUCCCGGCCAAUGAGACCUUCUGAGGCAGCAGAAAUUGAGAUAUUGGAGUGUCCAUGCAAAAAUGUCAGAGACUUGGAGGACCUUUGUCAAAAACUGAAAGACCGCUCAUUUAAAAAGAAAAUGAUUCGAUACCUGAGCCUUCUUGGAGGCAACAAUAUUGGAGAUGGAGUUAGGAGAAUCCUUAAAAAAAUCGGGACUAAUGAAUUACGGAAGGGGUUUAGUUUGAAGGGGAGAAAGGGGAAGAGACCCUUCAACCAUUUAUUAAUUUUUGAUGUGGUGAUACGUGCCUGCAGCCGUUCCUUUCCCAGUGUGGACUGCCAGAAGGUGGAGGAGGCCAUUGCGGUUACACUAAAACAUGCUCCCCAACGCAGAUCAACAAACCAGGUAUAUACACAUAUUAUAUACACUUAUCCAUACAUACGACGUUACAUGGACGUCCCGGGGACGUUUGUCUGCGACGUCCCCGGGACCUUCAGGGGACCCUACAAAAAGACGUCAUGGGGACGUUCCCUUGCGACGUCCUGA
Molecule: messenger RNA, 1132 nt
Organism: Osmerus eperlanus (European smelt)
Lineage: Eukaryota; Metazoa; Chordata; Actinopteri; Osmeriformes; Osmeridae
Exons: 10
Coding region: 134-1132 (332 amino acids)
Source: RefSeq, a predicted model, not a curated record